CACAGAUCUGACCAUUCGCACGAUGCAGGCCCUGCAGAUUGGCACUGUGGCUUGUGCUUCCAUCAGCCUUCUGCUGCUCCUCAUUGCCCUGGGCUCAGACUACUGGGUGGGCAAUGCCUUGAGCAACACUGGACUCUGGAAACUUUGCUUGUAUGAUGGGUCAUUUUCUACUUGUCAUUCAUAUGGGAUGAAUGUGGAAGCACAAAAUGGCUGCUAUGGGCAUUUAACCCCCUUCUUCCUUUCUCUUCCUUCCUUCCUGAAAGAUUUCCUCCAUGCUACCCGAGCCUUCAUGUUCCUCGGGAUGAUCGCUGGAGCCGUCUCUUGCAUUGGUCUUUGUGGCACCUUUAUCGGCUUGCAACUUGGCUCCAUCUCCAAGGCCAAGGCCUCAGCCAUAGCCAGCUUUGUUGCAGCUCUUUGCGUCCUGAUUGCCAUGGCCACCUUCACAGGGCGUUUGGGAACAGAGGUCAGUUAUGGAUGGUCUUUUGGCUUAGGCUGGGCCUCCUUUCCUCUCUUCCUUAUAACUGGUGAGUAUGUGUAA
Messenger RNA from Lacerta agilis (Sand lizard), 538 nucleotides. Its product is annotated as peripheral myelin protein 22-like. Lineage: Eukaryota; Metazoa; Chordata; Lepidosauria; Squamata; Lacertidae. The coding region runs from base 23 to 538 and encodes 171 amino acids. The transcript has 3 exons. The record is from RefSeq and is a predicted model, not a curated record. Gene Ontology annotation, cellular component: plasma membrane.